Molecule: messenger RNA, 1209 nt
Organism: Nannizzia gypsea CBS 118893
Lineage: Eukaryota; Fungi; Ascomycota; Eurotiomycetes; Onygenales; Arthrodermataceae
Product: alkaline proteinase
Exons: 4
Coding region: 1-1209 (402 amino acids)
Biological process (GO): proteolysis
Molecular function (GO): serine-type endopeptidase activity
Source: RefSeq, a predicted model, not a curated record
AUGGGGUUUUUCCGCAUUUUAUUUUCGCUCUCCCUUUGUGCCUUAUCUCUGGCCAUUCCCUCUAAGCUAAUUGGCCUCGAGAAUACCAAGGAUGUCAUUCCUAAUUCCUACAUUGUUGUGAUGAAGAGUGCUGUCUCGGAGGCUGAAUUCCAAAGCCACCAGGCUUGGGCAUCCAAAAUCCACAGCCGUAGCUUAGGCAAGCGAGAUGGAGUAUUGGAUGACUUUGGUGGUCUAAAGGCGACCUUCCAGUUCGAGGGCCUCAAGGGCUAUAGUGGCGCCUUCGACAAAAAGACAAUUGAGCUGAUUACCAGAAACCCUGCGGUCGACUAUGUUGAAGUAGACCGUGUGGUUAAACUAGAUGCCAUCUCCACCCAACGCGAUGCACCAUCAUGGGGACUUGGACGAAUCUCACAUAGGAGAGUUGGCAGCGCUGACUAUGUGUUUGAUGAUAGCGCCGGGAGUGGCAUUACCAUCUAUGGCGUUGAUACCGGCAUCGAUAUUAGACACCCUGAAUUUGGUGGCCGUGCAGCAUGGGGAACAAAUACCGUUGACGAUGAAGAUACGGACCAAAAUGGCCAUGGCACUCAUACUGCCGGAACAUUUGGAGGCGCAACGUAUGGUAUUGCUAAGAAAGCAAACAUCGUUGCUGUCAAGGUACUCAAUGCCCAGGGCACGGGGACUACCAGUGGUGUUAUCCAAGGUAUCCAGUGGUGUACCGACCAUGCUGGUAGAAAUGGCUUGAGAGGCAAAGCAGCCAUGAACUUGAGUCUGGGUAUCCGCGGGUCUACUAUCUUUAACCGAGUUGCGGAGGCAGCUCAGGCGUCCGGUAUAUUCCUGGCUGUGGCAGCUGGGAAUGAUGGAACCGACGCGGGACAGUUCUCCCCAGCUUCCGCAAGAGGUGUCUGCACUGCUGCCGCUACCAACUCUCAAGAUGCGGCAACAUCCUGGUCUAACUAUGGAUCUGUUGUUGCAGUAUAUGGCCCUGGAGCCGAUAUAGUUUCUGCAUAUCCCAAUGACGACACGGCGACUUUGUCCGGGACCUCGAUGGCUUCUCCUCACGUCUGUGGGGUUGGGGCUUAUUUGAUGGCGCUGGAGGGGAUUGGCCCCGAUACAGUCUGUGAUCGCAUCAAGCAACUGGCAUCGGAGAGCGUUACGAACCAAAAACCAAACACAACUAAAAAGUUGCUCUAUAAUGGCAGCGGCGCAUAA